Nyctereutes procyonoides (raccoon dog) is the source of this 7547-nucleotide messenger RNA. RefSeq names its product pleckstrin and Sec7 domain containing 2 (gene PSD2). The record is from RefSeq and is a predicted model, not a curated record. NCBI's taxonomy places the organism in Eukaryota, Metazoa, Chordata, Mammalia, Carnivora, Canidae. Gene Ontology annotation, biological process: regulation of ARF protein signal transduction. Gene Ontology annotation, molecular function: guanyl-nucleotide exchange factor activity; protein binding; phospholipid binding. The coding region runs from base 371 to 2797 and encodes 808 amino acids. The transcript is spliced from 17 exons.
GCAGGGCGGCCUAUCGGAGCUUGGCCCCCUAGACUCCUGCCUUCCCGGCUCCGGCGGGGAGGGGUAUCUGCAUUCCCCUCAGUUCCAAAGAAGAGGGGGCCUUGGUCACCAUGGGAUAGUCAGUGGAGCCUGUUUUCCAUCCGUAUUUUGGAAGAGCGUGGCCUGCAGAGACAGCCUGGGUCAAGUUGAGAAAAUACUCAGGUUGGACCAGAGCGUAUCGGGCCCUGGAACCCUCCUUGCUGGGCCCCCUUCUCCAGACCUUUCCUUGGGCUUCCCACAGUCCCUCGCUUGGAUCUCUGCAUGGAAGUCACCAUACAAGGUCGUGGGGAGUCCUAGGAACAUUCAACACAGGGAGGAAGCAGUGGCUGCCAUGGAAGAGGAUAAGCUUCCAUCUGGGGAAGGUGGUACUGCCUGGGACCCCAGCCUGGAGCAUGAGGAAGAACCUGGAGUCCAGAAUGGAAUGACACACAGUCAGGACCUGAACAGUAGCUAUAACAGCCCAGGGCAUGAGAUGAGGGGCACUCUAGUGGACACUGAGGAGUCCAUGCAGGGCCCAGACAUGGCCCUUCGUGGCCUCAGCCUUGGCCUUUCCUUUACCAAUGGCCCAGUCCUGGGGCCAGACUCAAAUACUCUGGAAGAUUCUGCAGAGUCCAGGGCCUGGAGGGUUGGUGGGAUGGCAGAGGGGGACAAUGCUCCCAGGAAUCUCUGUCUGGACACUGAGGAUCCUCAGCUGGGCAAGAGAAGGCCUACUGAGGCUGUGGUGUCAGCUCCUGCUGGAACUGGGCAGAGGGCAGCUGGCUGUGACUCCAGCUUUAUCUCUCUCAGGCUGGGUGGCCCUGGAGAGCCAGAUGUGCGGGAUGGCUUCAGUGCCACGUUUGAGAAGAUUGUGGAGUCGGAGCUGCUGAGGGGCACCCAGUAUAGCAGCCUUGACUCCCUGGACGUGCUGAGCCUCACGGAUGAGAGUGACAGCUGCGUCAGCUUCGAGGCCCCCCUGACACCCCUCAUCCAGCAGCGGGCCCGCGAUAGCCCUGAGCCAGGGGCUGGCUUGGGCACUGGGGAAAUGGGGCCUGAGGGGGACAUGGGAGCAGCUGGUGGUGAUGGGGAGCUGGGCAGCCCCCUAAGGCGCUCCAUCUCCAGUAGCCGAUCAGAGAACGUUCUGAGCCGCCUAUCUCUCACAGCCGUGCCCAAUGGCUUCCAUGAAGAUGGACCCCAGGGUCCAGGUGGGGACGAGGAGGAGGAGGAGGAGGAGGAGGAGGAGGACAAGGAGGACACAGACAAGUUGCUGAACUCAGCCAGUGACCCCAGCCUAAAGGAUGGCUUUUCAGACUCGGACUCAGAACUUAGCAGCUCGGAGGGUCUGGAGCCUGGCAGCACAGACCCGCUGGCCAACGGGUGCCAGGGGGUCAGUGAAGCUGCUCGCCGGCUGGCCCGUCGCCUCUACCACCUUGAGGGCUUUCAGCGCUGUGACGUCGCCCGGCAGCUAGGCAAGAACAAUGAGUUCAGCAGGCUGGUGGCCGGGGAAUAUCUCAGCUUCUUCGACUUCUCAGGCCUGACUCUGGACCGAGCGCUCAGAACCUUCCUGAAGGCCUUCCCACUGAUGGGGGAGACACAGGAGCGUGAGCGGGUCCUUACCCACUUCUCUCGCCGGUACUGUCAAUGCAACCCAGAGGACAGCACCUCGGAAGAUGGGAUCCACACACUCACCUGUGCUCUGAUGCUGCUCAACACGGACCUGCACGGACAUAACAUUGGCAAGAAGAUGUCCUGCCAGCAGUUCAUUGCCAACUUGGACCAGCUGAAUGAUGGCCAGGACUUUGCCAAAGACCUGCUGAAGACUCUUUACAACUCCAUCAAGAAUGAAAAGCUGGAAUGGGCCAUUGAUGAGGAUGAGCUGAGAAAAUCACUGUCUGAGCUGGUGGAUGACAAGUUUGGGACAGGCACCAAGAAAGUGACACGGAUCCUGGAUGGUGGGAACCCCUUCCUGGAUGUCCCGCAGGCUCUCAGUGCUACCACCUACAAGCAUGGUGUGCUGACUCGGAAGACUCACGCUGACAUGGAUGGCAAGAGGACACCCCGUGGGAGGCGUGGCUGGAAGAAAUUCUACGCGGUGCUCAAAGGGACCAUCCUGUACCUGCAGAAGGAUGAGUACAGGCCUGACAAAGCUCUGUCUGAGGGUGACUUGAAGAAUGCCAUUCGUGUGCACCAUGCUCUGGCUACCAGGGCUUCUGACUACAGCAAGAAGUCCAAUGUGCUCAAGCUGAAGACGGCUGACUGGAGGGUCUUCCUCUUCCAGGCACCGAGCAAAGAAGAAAUGCUGUCCUGGAUCCUUAGGAUCAACCUGGUGGCUGCCAUCUUCUCAGCCCCAUCCUUCCCCGCUGCUGUCAGCUCCAUGAAGAAGUUCUGUCGGCCCCUGCUACCCUCCUGCACCACUCGCCUCUGCCAGGAGGAGCAGCUGCGUUCCCAUGAGAAUAAGUUAAGGCAGGUGACUUCAGAGCUGGCUGAGCACAAGUGCCACCCCAUUGAGAGGGGAGUCAAGUCCAAGGAGGCUGAGGAAAACCGGCUGAAGGAACACUAUCUCACUUUCGAGAAAAGCCGUUAUGAGACCUAUAUCCACCUCCUGGCGGUGAAAAUCAAAGUGGGCUCAGAUGACCUGGAGCGGAUUGAGGCCCGGCUGGCCACCUUGGAAGGGGAUGAUCCUUCCCUCCGCAAGACACACUCAAGCCCAGCCCUCAGUCAGGGCCAUGGAACUGUGACUGGCAGCAAAGCUACAAAGGAUACCACUGGGCCUGAUACUUAGCUGGCAUUGAUAGGCAGGCCCCAGAGGCAGGCAAGUGUUGCCAGAGGGGUCAGUGAGCACAAUUCCAGCCAGGGGCCACUUGUACCAGCUCCAGGCAAUUGACAGGCAGCCAGAGGGGUGCAGAGAGCCCCAUGGGCCAAGGAGACGGAGAUGCUAUUCAUGGCGUUGGUCUUCUUGCAUCCUGGGGUUUAUCUGGGCCUCAUACUUUCUCCUCAGCCCUCAUGUUCCUCUCCACCACGGAGCCUCAUUUUGUAGGCCAGUCGUGUGCAUGCUCUAGACACAAUGUCACUGGAGAAGGAGGAAGGGCAGCUGACCUUGCAGACCCUCCCCUUCUCACAAGUUCCUGUCAUCUCCCUGUUUCCAUUCCAAGGGCAGGUCUGGAUCCCUACCUGUUCUCUUCCCUCCUCAGACUUGACCAGCAGCAGGUCGGCAGACCACCAGUACCAUCCUCUCCUCCCUCCACCCAGUAGCUUCUGCAACCACGCCUUGUUCUCCUGCCUCCCUUUGCAAUAAUCCAGGACCUGGGCCUGCUCCCUCAACAUCAAGCUGUCUACUCGUGUGUACAUUCGCCUCACCUUCCAUUUAUAGAGGCCAUUACUGCUUUCUUUUAUAUGGACAAAAAUGUAUAUAUAUAAAAGAAUAUAUAUAUGGAGCUCCUUUAGAGAUGAUUUUGGAAUUGAUGUCAAAAUGAAAGAAGGAAAAGCCUAUACGAGAACUCCACCUGUUAGCAAGGAGGGCUGCCAUCUGGCCUCUUGGUAGCCCAGACACUCUGGGAGGGAAGGUGGAGAUAGUGCUGACCUCUUCUCCUCCCAUUUCCCUUCUCCCGGCUGACCUGGGACUUCCACUGCUCUUCCAGUUGAUGCUUUGGAAUGAAUAGACCGUGUGUGCAUACGCCACCCCAUCUUGUUCCACAGGCAUUCUGGGGUAUGAGUAGGGUGGGACCAUGGCCCUGUUUAUAUUUUGGUCUUUAUGUUGAUGCUGCCAGGUCUCUGAGCUCCAGAGGUGGCUUCUUGUACAGAUCUACUGCUACUGCUACAGGAAUAGAAGAUACUCUGCCUUGCAAACAGCCACUUGUCAACAAGCCCAAAGAUGUUUGGUGGAGGAGGGUUAUGGAAGCCAUUAAUUUCUGCUCUUGGGAAAUGGUGGAGUAAGAAGUUGCUGAUUGUUUUUUAAGUUGACAUUUCUUUCACUCUUCUGGUGACCCAGGAAUGCUAGCUAAGGACAGGCCUGGGAAGGAGAGAAAAAUUUGCCAUGUGAUGACCACUGACUAGUAUCCUGUAAGCCCUGAAUUCCUCAGACUGACAAGUGGUGGGGGUGAUGGUUCCUUUAAUGAGCUAUGAUGAGCAGAUCCUUAUAUAUUUAAAAAUAGGUUAGUUGGGGCAGCAAUUUGACCUCAGUGAUAACAUAUUUAGUUAGUUGCAAGGUUGACUUGUCUUAUUAAGUACCUAACAUUUACAAGCACGCUCACAUUUGAUACAAGGGAUGACGUAUGAGUCUGUGGAAAUAUGUAGUGAUUUAAAUCCAGAUUAUUUAAUUUGGAUCCACUGAAGUGUAUUUUAUAACCAAACCAUCUGGCCCCUUAAUUUUGCUGAGGGGAAGUAAAUGUUCACUUAAAUGAAAUCGAAAGAGCAAUGUAACACAAAAGAGCUCUCUGUACUUUCUCCAUUCUGGCUCUAAGGUCUUUGAUUUUGAGGGUCAGCUUCCCACCUUAAUGAGGGUGGAUGAGUGAAAGCAGAGGAGCAACCUUCUGUCUGCUGCAGACAGAUAUGCUUCCCUGAGCACUAGUGAUGUCUCCCAUCAGUAAAAAAUCUGUUGGUCACUUUCUUAAUUGUAUAAUUAUUUAUUGUAAAUUAUAUACAUGUACUACUGUACUAAAAUAUGUACAUUAUAAAACAUACACAAAAAUAGAAAUUUAAAAAGAUGAGAUGAAAAUAAAUCUAAGAGUUCUAAUAUUUCUUUCCUACAUUCUAAUGGGCCAUCAUAUUCCCCCCCAAUUUCUGCCCCUAAUAUGCCCAUUUUCCAGGACUGUCCAAUUCCCGGGGCUGGAGGACUACAGGUGCGAAGCAGCAAGUGGUUUGCGCCACCUGGUGGUCCUGGGAAGUGGCUUCGGGCUCAGGGACUUCUGGGGGCUGACCCUUGACCACAGUGUUGAACCUUCAUUUUCUCAUUCACUGAAAGUCACCAGUGCUGCACACUGUGCUGGGUGUUGAGGAUAGUGUGGUGAGGAAAGGACUGAGCAGCUCCCUGUCCACAUGGGGCUCACAGUCUAGUGGGGAGGACAGGCCGUCACUUUACCAUUUGGGACCUUGGGAGCACUGGGGACAAAGCCAAAACUGACCUGGAAGAGAGAAGAUAGAACUGGAGGAGUGAGGAAGAAGACAGUGACUCAGGAAGCGGCCUGAAUGUCCUAAGUGCUCCUGGCGGACAAGGUGGUAGUAGGGAAGUCACUAAACAGGGCUAUACCUCUUCCUGAUGGGUCUAUACUAAAGAUGCCCCGAAGCAGAAUGGAAGAAGAGCCUCUCCAGACACACCUGCCUCCAGGUCCCAUUCACAACCGUGAAAUGAAUGGGUGGUGAAUUCGAUUAGGCUCUGGCCUUCAACUCUUGACUCUCAUAGGUGUUUUAGAGUCCACAGCAGAUAACCAAGCUACCAAAUUAUUUGAUACAAGUACCUGGGGUCAGGAAAAUGCCAGGGGGUUCACCAGGAAGUCAGUCACAAUUACUGGGGUUCACUGGAGUCACAGGUGGUUUCUGACUAAAAAUUUAGAAGGUAAUAGCAACUCAGAAGGGUCAAAUUUGACACUGAGGGGUUGUGGAAAGGCCUAUGGAUUCACCAAGAGGUCGUUCACAAUUAUUGGGAUUCACAUAGAGGUCAGAAGUCACAUAGAAGAAUUAGUGGCUGUCAGAAAAUUUUAAAGCCAACAGCAAACUCAGAGCCAGCAAAGGGAUUUGGAUGAGAUCACCAGAUGGGGCCUGGGAGAGGUCAGUGAUUUGCAGGUCUAUAUACCAUUUAGUUGAUUAUUUCCUCUGUUUCUUUGUAACAAGUGCUUUUUCCCCCAGCACCCCCACAGUGAACACAAUGACUUUAGUUCUUUCUUUACUUUUCCCCACCACCUCCCUUUCAUCCAGUUUUUGCCACUCUGUGUGAUUCAAGAAUGCAAGGCACAGGAUACCACCACCACCACCAUCAUCAUUAUCAUCAAAUUAGCGAUUAGUAGGCAUCAUGUGCCAGAAGUAAUUCUGGGUACAUUUUCGCAUGCGCGCGCACUUGUCAGCCACCUGAGCCCUUUGGAUAGAAGACUCCCUUGUGUCUGGCUGGAACAUAAGGAUUCCUGGCACUGGGCACUGGUUUAAUAAAUGAAUCAAUGAGAGAAAAGGCUUCUUAACCCUGGACCUCCAUCUGUCUUCUUGCCCUCAUCAGGGACUGCAGGUUUAGACAGGCCCUGGCUCUGAGGGGCUAUGAAUUUGGGAAUAGCACAACACCCUGUGGGCUUACAAGCUGCAGCAGCUGUGGUCUUCCUGGCAGCCAAAGGUACCCAUUAUGCCAUCUUGCAUGUCCAGGCCUUGCCUGUGACAUGCCUGAGGCCCCAAGGGUCAUCUUGCCUCAGCUGCCCCAGUGCCAACCCCACAACCCUUCCCUCCUCACCCACGUAGGCCGGAAAUUGUUGCCUCAUUGCAGCCCCAGUAGCUCCAGGGCAGGAAACGGGCCAGGUUUCUGAGGCUGAGCUCAAAGCAGAGGAAUAUGCAUCAGCCCCUUGGCCAGGUUCCCCAGCAGCCAGGGGGGAUACCUUGUGAAUAUUCUUGGAAGAAGGAGGAGGGUUGCAGCCUGUCCUGGGAGCUGGAGCCAGGGAGAUUAGAGGUCUCUUCCUCCUAGGCACUACCUUGGCCCUCUCCAGUCUCCACACCAGCAUCCAUCCAUCUCCACCCCAGGUCCUCAUUCUGUCUUCUCUCCUCAUCUGGGGGCUAGGCACACACAAUCAAACAUGAGUUAUUUCUGAUUUUAUUUAUAAUAUAAAAAUGUUCAAGUGUCAACAGUCAGGUGUUUGGACAUUUCAGGGCAGGGUUCCCAUUUGGUUGGUUUUUGUUUUUGUUUUUUUUUAAACAAUUACCUUUUUUGACAAAUUAGCAGUGGACCCAGUUUUGUGGGGGUGGGGGUGGGGAGGACGGGGGUGGAGAGGGAGUGGAAGUCAUAGGUGGCUUGGGGUCUGGAAGAGUUGGUGUUAUUUUAUUGCUAAAAGGGGAAUCAAAUACACUGUGGAGUGGCUCUUCUCGGUCCCAGUGUGACCAUGCAUCCAAUCUAAAGAAUCUGAAAUGCAAAGGACAUGCAGGCAUAAAAUAGAAAAGACAACCUGUAAACGAAGGUGCUGCAGAGGACGGAAGGGCAUCCUGGAGGCCAUAGGUGAGGAGGAGCCGCAACUUUGGGGCCCUGGCAGAGCUGCCCCCUCCCUGGCGCCGGGACUGUUGGGAAGACCUUUCUCAGUGCCCCCUCCCUUAUUAGCUGUAAGGAGCGGGGAGGCUCCCUCCCCUGUCCUGGUUGCUGUCGCUGGGACUCAAGUCUCCCCCUGAAUGUCACUUGACCCCAACUCCAGCUCCAAGCCUAGGAGCUUCAUGGGUCUGGGACUCAAGAUCCUGCCUGGGGGCAAGGCUACUCCUGGCCCCACUUCCUUCCUCAGGGCCAAUCCCCUCCCCGCCCCCACCAGCACCCAGCAGGCCUCUUCUUUGCCAGCUUCCUCUCAUCCUUGCCAGCUUGA